Tupaia belangeri chinensis (Chinese tree shrew) is the source of this 456-nucleotide messenger RNA. RefSeq names its product E3 ubiquitin-protein ligase RNF6-like. Lineage: Eukaryota; Metazoa; Chordata; Mammalia; Scandentia; Tupaiidae. The coding region runs from base 130 to 441 and encodes 103 amino acids. The record is from RefSeq and is a predicted model, not a curated record. The transcript has 2 exons.
GCGUUACUUGGGGCUCGGUUGGGGAGAGAUGGGCAACUCUCAAAAAAGGAGUAGACAAUUGAAGGAUGGAUACCAUUGCCUAUAUUAAAAGCAUGAUGAAAGGAAAAUAAGAAAGCCAGUAAUCUCAGUAUGAAUCAGUCUAGAUCUAGAUUAGAUGGUGGUGGUGAAGAAUCCUCAUCUCAAGACCAUAAUCAUCGUGAAAAUGAGAGAAGAUGGCAGCAAGAGCGUCUCCAUAGAGAAGAAGCCUAUUACCAGUUUAUUAAUGAACUCAAUGAUGAAGAUUACCGGCUAAUGAGAGAUCAUAAUCUUUUCGGCACCCCUGGAGAAAUAACAUCAGAAGAACUGCAACAGCGGUUAGAUGGAGUCAAGGAACAACUAGCAUCUCAGCCUGAUUUGAGAAAUGGGACAAGUAACAGAGGUACUUUGGACUCCUUUCCAUAAGAACAAGACUUGAUU